Molecule: messenger RNA, 1059 nt
Organism: Candidozyma duobushaemuli
Lineage: Eukaryota; Fungi; Ascomycota; Pichiomycetes; Serinales; Metschnikowiaceae
Product: DNA damage-responsive RNA polymerase-degradation factor
Exons: 1
Coding region: 1-1059 (352 amino acids)
Molecular function (GO): ubiquitin binding
Source: RefSeq, a predicted model, not a curated record
AUGUUCCCUGAUUGGGAGACUGAAGAUCUAUCAACCUUAUUGAGCGAACACAAGAAUGAUGUUGAGAUAGUAAUCGACUUGAUCGUCAAUAACAAAGUUGCAAAGUGGGAGCCUAUCAAGAAAGAGGUGAAACCUAGAAAGAAAGAUGAUCAUCAUGACCAUGCACCAUCUACAAAUAAUCCACAGCAUCAUGAACUGAUUUCGAGACCCAAUAAACAUCAGAAGGAGAAGCCAAAGACCGAUAAAAAAAGAGAGAAGAGGGGUGCUCAAAUAUCUAAGAAAGAAACACACCUGGCUCAACCAGUUCACACAAGCACUUCAAAUCUAGGUGGCCAAAAGACCUCUGUUUCGAAGACUGAGUCUGCUAAAGCUGAUGGCAGAAAGAGCUCGAGCUCAUGGGCCGCUGCAUUGAGCAAGGAUUCGAGACCCAGAACCAAAUCAGGUGUCACUCAGCUCACUAAGGGCCCUGGGGAGGAGAAGGAUGAAGUGACAACCCAGGAUCCAGUUCAGGAAGUUGCUCGUCAUUCGGAAGAAGAUGACACCAACAAGCAGGUGUCUGAUCAACAAACCUCUUGGGCAUCUGCAAUUAAGCCUAAGUCAAAGACAACUAAAGUGGAAUCCACUGAACCACCACUGCAUGACCAAGUCAAUGAUGUGCCCAUUGCGGACGAUGGGGCUCAUAGCCAAUUUGUUACAAAUGAAGUUGUCGAGCAAGGUGCCCCUGUAACCGCUUAUGAUUCCCAAGCAAAACAAAUCUCGCCUUCGGCGGUCAAAGAAUCGGAAGUUGUAUUGCCGCAAGAGGUCAGUAAUGUUGGUGUUUCGUUUGGAUCUUUAUCAUUGAACGAAAAAAAUGCUGCCGUCGAGGAGGUUGAGCGUCAACGUGCCACCAAACCCCCUUCAUCUGCCCCGCCAUAUCUCAUCAACCAACGUCAGAGGGCACUUUCCAAACUGCCGGGGAUGAUAUCAAUAAGUUCAACACUUCACAGACUCAAGAACCUCAGAGUGCCCAGCAACUUCAACACUCCAACGAUCAACAACAUGACCAACAACUCCAUCUGA